UGGGGUUUUUUUAUGUAACAAACGAGCGUCUAUAGGUAAAGCCGGUGACGGUCCUCUACACUGUGAUGGACCGCGGCAGCUAUAGAAAUGAAUAGACACGUCAACAGAAGAAACCCUAAAUGUACGUAACAUUUUAGUUUUUUUCAUAUUUAGACGCUACAAUGUCACUCCAACCGCAAGUGGAGGACGCACAGGACGCGAGAAGCGCCUUCUUCAUCGGUGCCGCCUCGGACAACGUCUUGGAAGAGCAGGACCACCAUCAACUUAUACUGCAGAAAGCCAACGCUCUAGCGUCGGGAAACUGCCUGAAAGAAGCUAUCGACUUGUUUUCCGCGGCUAUGCGGUACGGCCCCGUGCAACCGGAACAACUAGGCACCUUGGUGGACUGCAUCCUCCGCAACUUUAAGAGAAAAGCGGCUGGGCCAGACCCGCUUUGGCGUCGCAGUCGGGACGCAGAGGAGAGCCGUAGGGAUGAUGUGUUUGACUGUCCCAACUGUCGUAGCUUUUUAGGUGAACCCGUGACUCUAGCCUGUGGACACUCGUAUUGUAAAAGGUGUUUGCAACGACAGCGGCUCUCCAAAUGCAAGCUGUGCAGCGGAACCGUCGGCGGCGAGGAGAAAGUGAGCGUAGUUAUGUGCGGACUUUUGGAGAAAUGGUUCCCCGACGAGCUGAAAAGGUCGAAAACGCUGUGCGAAGUGGACGAGCUCUGCAGAACAAGACGCUACCACGAAGCCGUGUCGUUAGCAACCGAUGCUAUUCAGUGUGAUCCAGAGUCGAUGGCCGUGGCCCGACUGUCCCGGGCGGAGGCGUACAUGGCUCUCAAACUGUACCGCCUGGCUUUGGAGGACACAGAGUUUAGUCCCUGGUCCAGCUGUUCUGCUGAGGCUUUGUUUAGGAAAGCUAUGGUGCUGCAUGAGAUGGGCCAAGUGGACGAGUCUCUCCAAGUCUUCCUCCACUGCCUGGCCGUAGACGAGGACUUCCCCGGUGCUAAGAGACAAGUGGAAAAGAUCCUGUGUGACUUGCUCUCCCCCGCCGAUGAGAACGUGAAGGUCGGCCUGAGGGAAACCACACAGAACACGUCACCUCACAUGCGUAAUAAAACCCUCGUGGCCGAAGCUCAACCACCGAGCCCGGUCCAAAGACAACACCAGGUCCGCGCCGCCUCGGGACACGACCAUCUGGAACGCCUUGAGAAACGGUGGGAAAGCCUGGAGCGGCCUGGUCUCAGCAGAGCUCGUUCCCUACGCGUCCACAGCUCCGGUUGUGGCGAUGAAGGGCUGAAGAGAGUUUGCUCCGCCCCUCAGCUGGGGGACGAGGACAAGGGGAGCCUGCUGAAGAGGAAGCUUUCGGUGUCGGACACAGAGCACUGUGUUGUCGACGGCGGAAGUAACAAGCUGAAAAAACAAGGUGUGGUGAAAGGCUCCAAGCAAAAGGCCGCCAAAGCUAAGACCUGCAGAAGUGUUCCUGAGGACCUGCUGGACCCCAACGACUUGGAGUGCUCUCUGUGCAUGAGGCUGUUCUAUGAGCCUGUGACGACACCAUGUGGCCACACCUUCUGUAAAAACUGUUUGGAGCGCUGCUUGGAUCACACGCCCCAGUGUCCCCUCUGCAAAGAGAGCCUGAAAGAGUAUCUAGCAUGUAGGAGCUACAUGGUGGCGACUGUCUUGGACAUGCUGAUCAAACAGUAUUUGAGUCCGGCGUAUGCAGAGAGGACUAAAGCGCACCUGGAGGAGACCAGAGACCUUUCUGAUCUGACAAAGAAUGUGCCUAUCUUUGUGUGUACCAUGGCCUACCCCACCGUGCCUUGCCCCCUGCAUGUCUUCGAACCACGUUACCGCCUCAUGAUUCGCCGCUGCAUGGACGCGGGCACGCGGCAGUUUGGGAUGUGUAUAAACGAUCCCAAGAAAGGGUUUGUAGAUUAUGGCUGCAUGCUGACCAUCAGGAGUGUCCAUUUCCUCCCUGACGGACGAUCAGUAGUGGACACCAUCGGAGGAAAACGCUUCCGGGUAGUGUCCCGAGGAAUGAAGGACGGCUACAGUAUUGCUAACAUCGAGCACUUGGGUGAUGCCAAGGUUGAGAGCAGUGAUGAGCUACAGAGACUACAAGAGCUGCAUGAUGCCGUGUAUGAGCAGGCCCGCGUCUGGUUCCAGAACCUCAAGUUCCACUUUCACAACCAGAUCCUGCAGCACUUUGGACCAAUGCCAGAACGAGAAGCUGACAUCCAGGCUACUCCUAAUGGUCCAGCGUGCUGCUGGUGGCUCCUGGCCGUUCUGCCUAUCGACCCGCGGUACCAGCUCUCUGUCCUCUCCAUGACCAGCCUCAGAGAGCGCCUGGUGAAGAUCCAGCACAUCCUCGCAUAUCUGCAGAGCAUCCCCAACAACUAGAGCUUCCCUUUCUCAUUACCACAAACAUCCUUCGGACUUAAAUGACACUCAAGACAACCCUGUACCAACAUCUCACCAAUGCCAUUUUAUCCUUCAACUCUUCUGUUUACAUCCACAAAAGACCGUUCUUCAUAAAAACAUAAAAGCAAAGUUGAAACAUCCUUAAACUGUGCAUCACUGAAACCAGAGAUGUGGCCAAACCACCUCAGGGAUACUUCCACUGAUGCACUUUUCUUUUCUUUUUUUGUGACUCUCAAAAAUGAUUAAAGAAAUAAGAGAAAUAUGACAGCAACUGUUCUCAUGCGCUAUCGUUCUUAAUGCUGUUCAUUUUCAUAAGAACAUCAUAACUGUGUUGAAACAAGACGAGCAGCUUUGAUAUUUAGUUGAUGCUGUUGAAUGUGAGGACAGAGUAGUUUAUCUCUCCUGCCUUGAAGGAUGGCACUUGCAGCGCUGAGGUGAAGAUGAUAGUUUGUGUUGAAUCAUCUCUCUUGAGAUCUUUUGAAAAGGUUUUUUUUUUUUUGUUUAGUUUUUUUGGCUGCUGGUUAAGGUUUAUGUUAAUAUGGAGGAGGGGUGAGGUGAUUCUGUGAAACUAAAUCCUAAAUGCUGAAAGUCCCAAAAAGUGAUCACAGAAUGUGUUUUAGAUGAACCAUUAACAAGAGAUUUGUGCAAAAACCAAGUGCAACUUAAGGCCGGCAUAUGUGUACCAAACAGUCCUGAAAGUGUUGAUCUAUAUCUUCCAAGCAUCGUGUUCUUUCUAACUCACUUCUCCCACAUGCUUACCGUUCACAACUUCCAUCGCUGCCUCUUAGUUGUGGCGAGGACUUUCUUGUUGAAAGAAUGAGACAAUCUGCGUUUCUUCCCAUCGUUUCCCACUUUGAGUUUCUUCCAAGAACGUCAUGCAAAGAUUAGCCACUUUAUCCCUCCUGACAUCAGGUCGUAGGGGGGGAACGCGCACAGCGCUGAAAUCUCAUCUUGAUUCUAAGCUUUUUAAACGCUUUUCUUCCUCUCGAAACUAACCUUUGGAGAUCCCCGUGAAGGGCGAGGAUUAAGUGUUGAAGGUUCUGUUCAUGUAUUAUUUGUCUCUCCUCUGAACCAGAAGAUUCAGCUCCCCGUUACAUCAACUUAUACCAAUUCAUUUAUAAGUAAGAAUACUAUUUGUAUAUUCUUCCCAUGUGUUUGUAUGACAAAUGUGAAGGGGGUCUUGCAAUAUUAUGACAACUCAAAACAAGACAAAAACAGUAUGUAUACAACUGAUAGGUGAGCAUUAUUCUUCCUUCACAGCUGAUCUUUGUCUACUUGGAGGACAGAGGACUCUACUUGCAGUGCUUCAGUCAGGACUGCAUUUGCCUUACACCAUUUUGCAUUGUGAUUUGAAUUACACAAUACGUUGGCUUUAUCACCAUUCCUUUUUGCCAUAGUGAAAAAAUAUGUUGUAAUUGUAUUUUUGUUCUUGAAGUUGGUUUAAGGCACCAUUUGUUCAUAAUGUUCAUGAAUACAUCUUAAAGAAACACAAUUCAAGUCAAGAUGUAAAUCAUCUGUAAAAACGCUCUUUGGACAGAUCUUGCUUUUUGGUCAGAUGUUUAAGUUAUCAAUUUUCAAUAAUAAAUGCACUUCAUUUUUCAA
Molecule: messenger RNA, 4007 nt
Organism: Anarrhichthys ocellatus (wolf-eel)
Lineage: Eukaryota; Metazoa; Chordata; Actinopteri; Perciformes; Anarhichadidae
Gene: lonrf1
Product: LON peptidase N-terminal domain and ring finger 1
Exons: 12
Coding region: 162-2384 (740 amino acids)
Molecular function (GO): ubiquitin protein ligase activity; protein binding
Source: RefSeq, a predicted model, not a curated record